AUGUAUGAUGAAAAUGGUGAUAAAGUUAAAUUGUGGGGUUAUAAAGCCUUGGCCAAUAAAAAAACGAGAAGACGUAUCAAUGACUCAAAAGAUGUUGGACCUAUUAGACCUAUUGAAUUAUUUAAAUUACAUCUAGGAAGAGAUAUAGAAACUUCAGAAAACUUGGAAUCAAGAUUAAACGAAGUUUCUACACAGAAUAGAAUCAAUUAUAAAAAGGCUGUUGCUGAUUAUUUGAGUGAAAUGGCACCUUUCAGAACUCCUUUUGUCAGAAGAUUAGGCACACAUCCAGCACCUUCUGUCAGAAGAUUAAGUACGCCGAGCUUCGCAGAGAUUAGGCAAGAAUUUUGA
This is a messenger RNA of Entrophospora sp. SA101, 348 nucleotides long. NCBI's taxonomy places the organism in Eukaryota, Fungi, Glomeromycota, Glomeromycetes, Entrophosporales, Entrophosporaceae. The record is from the annotation of a GenBank genome assembly.